Molecule: messenger RNA, 371 nt
Organism: Staurois parvus
Lineage: Eukaryota; Metazoa; Chordata; Amphibia; Anura; Ranidae
Source: the annotation of a GenBank genome assembly
AUGCCCCCUAUUGGAUUUGACCUGCUGUUGCUGACCUGGCCUGUGACCCGACUAUUCUCUGCCCGCUGCUUUGUACCGCACCGUCCCCACGGCUACCGACCCGGCUUGUCUGACCUUGCACCUGCUCAGCCAUCCAUCCCAUCGGGGUCACCCAACCUCCUCAUAGCAGGCUCUCCCCUGUGGGAGCCCCUGGCAAAUGCCCCUACCACUGACGGGCGUGCUCAGUAGUCACGACCUGGUCUCAUGGUACUCCAAGUCCAUCCCCACCUUCAGGGGCCCUGGUGAAUAAGUGCUCUGGGGCUUAGAUUCCGUGCUCUGGGGACGCCUGAUCAGUGGAGCGCUAGUGGUACCGCCGGGCGGUCCCUUACACC